AUGCAUGACUGGGUUCAAACGGCACCAGUACGGGUCUCGAAUAGUGUUUUCACUGUGGAAAAUGUAGCUCUAGAUAGGGAUGAAGUAAAUAUUUUGGAAUACGGUUUGAACUUUAUUCCCUCAAAAAUGUUGAAUAUGGAGAAUCAACUGAAAGCUGAUCUGGAAUUGACAGCGAACAGAUAUCCCGAACUACAAAUGAACUUUGGCUUAAUUCGAGAUUCUAUAGUAUACAAUUCAGAUCCGUUUAGUCCGAACAUGCAUAAAUCCCAGUAUGAGUCAUCGAAUAACUUAAAACGACGAAACGACAUUGUAGUAAAGCAAGCUGACAAAGGUCAAGACAUUGUUGUAAUGUCAAGAGAAGUGUAUGAAGUUAAAACAUAUGCAUUAUUAGAAGAUAAAGAGAGCUAUGAGGAACUUUCUGAGAAUCCAAUGUAG
This is a messenger RNA of Didymodactylos carnosus, 435 nucleotides long. The record is from the annotation of a GenBank genome assembly. NCBI's taxonomy places the organism in Eukaryota, Metazoa, Rotifera, Eurotatoria, Philodinida, Philodinidae.